AUGGACGCAACGACGGCGUUUGGGCAGAGAGAUCGCCGACCGGAGGCUCUCGGUAGUCUCAGUGUCCUCCCAGAUGAGACCAUCUGCGCUCUUCUCGAAUACCUUGCUCCCCGAGAUAUCGCUCAACUUUCCUGCGUCAGCAGUGUCAUGUAUAUUCUGUGUAACGAAGAACCACUAUGGAUGAGUAUUUGUCUCAGAAGAGCAAAGGGUCCUCUUGAAUACAAAGGUUCUUGGAAAAAGACGACUUUGCAUCUAGAAGGAGUUACUCAGGAAAAUGACGAUGCGUACAGAAAAACUUUGCAUUUUGAUGGAUUCCAUUCGUUGUACUUGUAUAAACGAUUCUAUAGAUGUAACACAUCUCUUGACGGAUUCUCUUUCGAUGACGGGAAUGUGGAACGUAGGAAGGAUAUCUCCUUGGAUGAGUUUACCAAGGAAUACGACGCCAAGAAACCUGUUUUGCUCUCUGGCCUUGCUGAUUCUUGGCCAGCCAGUGAGACAUGGACAAUCGACCAACUAUCAGAGAAAUACGGUGAAGUCCCGUUUAGAAUAUCUCAGAGGAGUCCCAACAAAAUCUCCAUGAAGUUCAAGGAUUACAUCUCCUAUAUGAAACUCCAGCGGGAUGAAGAUCCUCUAUACGUUUUCGAUGACAGGUUUGGAGAGGCUGCUCCUGAAUUACUGAAAGACUAUAGUGUGCCUCAUUUGUUUCAAGAAGAUUGGUUUGAGUUCUUGGACAAAGAAAACCGUCCGCCGUACAGAUGGCUUAUAGUUGGUCCGGAGAGGUCUGGUGCAUCUUGGCAUAUCGAUCCAGCUCUUACAAGCGCCUGGAACACCCUGCUUUGCGGUCGGAAAAGGUGGGCAUUGUAUCCCCCAGGAAAAGUGCCUCUAGGUGUUACAGUCCAUGUAAAUGAAGAUGAUGGUGAUGUUAGUAUUGACACUCCCUCAUCUCUGCAGUGGUGGCUAGACUAUUAUCCGCUCCUAGCAGACGAAGACAAACCGAUUGAGUGCACGCUAUUACCUGGUGAAACGAUUUAUGUUCCAAGUGGUUGGUGGCACUGUAUCCUUAAUCUUGACCCAACGGUGGCUGUUACACAGAACUUUGUGAACAAAGAAAACUUCGAGUUCGUUUGUUUGGAUAUGGCGCCUGGUUACCAGCACAAAGGGGUUUGCCGUGCUGGUCUUCUUGCUCUUGAUGACGGAAACUCUGAAGAGAUGGAAGAAGAAACAGGCGAUGAUGAGGACGACAGUACUUUGAGCUAUUCAGACCUUACGAGGAAAGAGAAGAGGGUACGGAUGAAUGGAGAGGGAGGAGAGACUGAAAACCAAGAAGAGGAUGCUAACGGAGUAUCAAAGAGAUACAAUAUGUGGAAGAAUGGAUUCUCUUAUGAUAUUGAUUUCCUGGCUUCGUUUCUUGAUAAAGAAAGAGACCAUUACAAUUUCCCAUGGUCUAUGGGGAACUCUGUAGGUCAACGAGAAAUGAGAGGUUGGCUAUCAAAGCUUUGGGUUCUGAAGCCUGAGAUGAGAGAACUGAUAUGGAAGGGAGCAUGCAUUGCUUUGAAUGCUGAGAAAUGGUUGCGAUGUUUAGAGGAAGUAUGUACUUUCCACAACUUGCCGUCGGUUACAGAAGAUGAAAAACUUCCAGUUGGAACUGGCAGCAAUCCUGUUUAUCUGUUUUCUGACUAUGCGGUGAAACUGUUUGUCGAAGGAGGGUUGGAACAGUCUAUGUACGGUCUUGGAACUGAGCUUGAGUUUUAUGACAUUCUUGGCCGAGCUGAGUCUUCUUUGAAGAAUCAUAUCCCUGAUGUUCUGGCGACAGGGAUUCUCUACUUGGAGAAAGGAUCUUACAAAGUUGUCCCUUGGGAUGGCAAGAAAAUCCCAGAGAUUAUCACUAGCUCCAGUUUCGAUUUCGAUGCAUCAAUGUUGAACAGCGAGUUCCCGUUUGGUAUUUGGAACAAAACGUUACGUGAACAUAGAAGCCAAGGGAAGCCACCGCCCGAUUCUUUCGCAUCGUUGAGUUCACAUGUUUGGCCUUAUAUCAUAACAAAAAGAUGCAAAGGGAAUAUCUUUGCCCAACUAAGAGAUGACCUGACGUGGAGUGACGCUCAAAACUUGGCUUCCUUUCUGGGACAACAACUACGCAACCUUCAUCAACUGCCGUAUCCACCAGUCACACGCCCUGAGCUCUUGAAUGCUGUUAAUGAGGAGUUGAACAUUCCAGCAGAAUGGAAAGUUUUCGUCGAUGCUCUGUCCCAAAAGAAGAAAGACGUCACUAGUCGUCUUGAAAACUGGGGAAAUCCGAUUCCUCGGGCUCUGAUGAACAACAUAGACGAAUACAUUCCCGAUGAGUUUUUUGUUGAUUUGCUCCAUGUAUUCAAGGACACAGAUGUUGGAAACGAGAUAAAGCCCUGCACCUGGAUUCACUCAGAUGUCAUGGACGACAACAUUCACAUGGAACCAUACGCAGAUGAUGAUUCGGUCAAGGGUCCACAUACUUCAUGGCGUCCCAGUCAUCUUCUUGACUUCAGCGAUUUAUCCAUUGGGGAUCCUAUUUAUGACUUGAUACCAAUAUACUUGGACGUCUUUAGGGGAGACGCUGAUCUUUUCAAGAAGCUUAUAGAAAGUUACGGACUUCCAUUAAUCACAAGUAAGUCGCCGGAGGAGAACGGAACGACAAAAACAACAGACAGUACGAGGAAGAAAGUUCUGUCUCCUUCCUACCGUACAAUGUGUUACUGUAUAUUACAUGAUGAUAAUGUGUUGGGUGCAAUGUUCGGUAUUUGGGACGAGCUUCGGACAGCUGAAUCAUGGGAACAAAUUGAGCAAACUGUUUGGGGUCUACUUAACACCUACUGA
Microthlaspi erraticum is the source of this 2850-nucleotide messenger RNA. NCBI's taxonomy places the organism in Eukaryota, Viridiplantae, Streptophyta, Magnoliopsida, Brassicales, Brassicaceae. The record is from the annotation of a GenBank genome assembly.